AUGCUUUCUAGUUCACCUAGAUGGACAAGUAAAAAUAUGGAAAACUCCGAUGUUGGAGAUGAAAGAAUAUUUAGUAUUAGAACAGAGAAUAAUAAGUAAUCAUUGCUUAAGAGAAAAUAUUUGUUUACUGUCUAAUAAAUAGAUAAUGAUGAGUAAUUUGAGGAUAUUAAUUAACUCUUUGAUGAUAGACAAUUAAAAAUAAUAAAUGAUUUAUCAUUUGUUCAGACUGCGAAACUGAAAGAAAAAGAGAAACGAGUAUAACCAUCUAGAAAAAUGAGUGCUUUGAUUUAAAAAAAGGAAUAAGAAGAAAAAUAACCAAGUUGUUCUUAUAUAAAAGUAUUAACUCAAGAAGAUAGAUUAAGAUUAAUUUGGGAUCUUUUCACAAUGUUUGUGAUAUUUUUUGCUAUUUUAAUAUUGCCAGUAGAUAUUUCUUUUAAUAUUGAAUCAGAAUUCUUAUAAGACUUUAAUCUUUUUAGUUUAGCAGUAUUUACAUUAGAUAUAUUAAUAAAUUUCAAUACAGCCUUUUAACAUAAAGGCUAAUACGUUUAUGAUCGUAAAUUGAUUUUUUUUAACUAUAUAAAAUGGUGGUUUUGGAUUGAUGUAGGUAUUUAAAUAUAUAUAUAAUUAAAGUAUCAACAUUUCCUUUUGAUUUAAUAGUUGAGGCAGCAACUUCAAGUGUUGCAUAAGUAGAUGAAGAUGAAUUAAAUUAAUAAUAAAGUUAGGCAAAAAAGGAUUCUAUUGUAUAAACAAUGAAAUUACUAAGAAUUUUAAAAUUUUUUAGAUUAAUAAAAAUAAUAAGACUUCUGCGUGUUUUAAAACUGAAAUAGCUUUUUACAAAAUUAGAAGAUUAUAUAGAUAUAAGUGGAUCACUAAUAACAAUAUACUAAUUACUUAAAUUGACUUUCAUAAUGCUUUUUGUGGCUCAUUGGCUUGCAUGUAUUUGGCAUUUUAUAGCCGAAUAAGAAAAUAGUUCAAGUGGUUAUAGUUGGUUACAAGCUACAGAACUUAUUGAAUAAUAAUGGUAUAUAAAAUAUGUGGCAUCAGUAUAUUGGGCCACUGCCACUAUGACUACAAUUGGUUAUGGUGAUAUUGUCCCAGUCACAUCUGUUGAAAAAUUGUUUGGUAUUAUAGUCAUGUUGCUAGCUUGCUGUGUUUUUGCUUAUAUAAUGAAUAGUAUUGGAGGUAUCUUUGUUAAAUUAGAUACAAAUGAAAAAACUAUAAGAUUAAAACUUGGAUAGGCAAAUUAAUUUUUAAAAUCUAAUGAAAUUCCUAAAGAUUUAUAAGCAAGAGUAAGGAAAUAUUUAGAAUAUAAAUAUGAAACUGAAUCUUCAUAGGUGAAUGAAAAAGAAGCUUUGUCUGUUUUAUCAUCAACUUUAAAAGAUGAAGUUUUAUAAAAUGUGAAUACAACUCUAAUUAAAUAAUCAGCUUUGUUUAAUUCUGGUAAAUUUGAGAAAGAAAUAUUGUCCCAAUUACCUUAUCUUUUGGAAGAGUAAAUAUAUGGACCAGAAGAAUGCAUAUUUUUAGAAGGAAUAGAUCCUAUUGAAAAAGAAAAUGGUAAUAAUAUACAAGACAGAAAUUUAUAUUUUUUAAAUCAAGGUUAAGUGUUAAUUUGUAUAUAAAAGACAAUUACUUGUUUAAAAAUAAUUGAAGGUGGAUCUACUUUUGGUGAAUUAGGAUUUUUUACAGAUAAACCUAGAAGUGCUUCAGCAUAUACUUUAAAUUUUGUAUAUGUUUAAAUUCUAAACAAAAAGAAGUUUUUUGAAAAAUUAAAACUUAACAGCAAUUAAAAUUAAAUUUAUCUAAUGAAUAAAUUGAUUGUUGAAAUUAAUAAUGAUUACACUCCUUUGGGAUAACGCUGUUUUGCUUGUGAAAGUAUAUCUCACUUUGCUUAUGAAUGCCCAAAACUUCAUUACUCUAUAAAUUCAGAAAAAAGAUUAGAAAUAAUUAAAGAAGAUAUAUAUAGCCAAGAAUAACAAUUAAAAAUAUUUAAUAAAUAAUUUAUUAGAUAACAUAAAAGAAUUAAGUACAACUCAAAAGCUAAUUUGUAAUUAACCAAAAUUGUAGCCGAUGAAAUCAAAUUUGUAUACAAUCAUAAUCGUGAAGGCGAAGAUCAAUUAUAGAUCUUACCUAAUUAGUAAUAUAUUAUAUAAUCUUUAGAACUAGUAGUUUAGAAGAAGAAGAUGAAAAUCCUUUCAAAAUUAUUGAUAAAGGAUAGAUCUUCGAUAUCUCAGAAGAAACUGAAUUCGAUAGAAUGUGUAAUUUCUCUCUUUACUUUCCUAAUUAUAACUAUGAUAAAAUAAUCCUUUAAUAUAAUUAAUUCAUUAAAGAGAAAAUAAAUAAAAAUGAUUUAGGAAAGAAAAACCAAACUAUAAAAUAAAUUACAAGUCAUAGAGUUAGUAGAUCUCAUUCAGCAGAGAGAGCUGAAUAUUUUCAAAAAUUAUAAGAAAAAUGCUUUGCUUAGUAAUGA
Messenger RNA from Paramecium sonneborni, 2467 nucleotides. NCBI's taxonomy places the organism in Eukaryota, Ciliophora, Oligohymenophorea, Peniculida, Parameciidae. The record is from the annotation of a GenBank genome assembly.